Messenger RNA from Arachis duranensis, 1449 nucleotides. RefSeq lists its product as uncharacterized. Bases 1 to 1449 code for a protein of 482 amino acids. The record is from RefSeq and is a predicted model, not a curated record. NCBI's taxonomy places the organism in Eukaryota, Viridiplantae, Streptophyta, Magnoliopsida, Fabales, Fabaceae. The transcript has a single exon.
AUGGCUGACAUUCCUCCCCCGACCCCAUCUGAGCUCCUUCGGAUGGUGACCGAGCUUCAACAAGCAAAUCAACAAAUGGCGGAGGAAAACCGAAGAAUGCAUGAACAAAUUGCGCAAUUGGUCACUAAUCGGCUGGAACACAACGAUAUUCUUCAUAACCGAGAGGAAAAUCGUGAACGUCGGUCAAUGCCAACCCAUGUUUCUGAAACACCUCAACGGGAGGAGGAAGAAGCCCACCAAACAGAAAGGUCCCAACCAAAGGCUGAGGAAGAAGAGCGCGACAAUUCUGCCGGACCGUUUACGGCCGACAUUAUGAAUUUCCAGCUUCCCCGACAGUUCACCCUGCCGACCACUCUGACCCCUUACGAUGGAUUAGGAGAUCCAAAGCAACAUAUCAAGAAAUUCCGAUCUAUUAUGAUCGUUAACGGUGCAUCUGACCCUAUUUUAUGCCGUUGUUUUCCAUCUUUUUUAGACGGUCCUGCACUUGACUGGUUUUGUUCUUUGCCUGCAGAUUCAAUAUCGCGUUUUCAAGAGUUGGCAAAGCAAUUCGAAGACCACUUCGCGGCAUCUGCAAUAUACCUUCACGAUUCUGACUACCUGACGACCAUCAAACAAGGCCCACAAGAGAGCCUGAAGGACUAUAUCACUCGUUUUACAAAGGUCGCCAUGAGGAUCCCCGACCUUCAUCCCGAAGUCCAUCUCCAUGCAAUUAAGAGCGGCCUCCGUCCGGGCAAAUUUCAGGAGACAAUAGCGGUAAGUAAACCGAAAACCUUGGCCGAAUUCCGUGAAAAGGCCAAAGGACAGAUAGAUGUUGAAGAACUUCGGCAAGCCCGCAAAACAGAAAAGUCAACCGCGGCCAAGGACGAUAAUAAGCCCCGCGACAGUAAGAAAGCAUUCAGGCCAGUUCCCCGUUAUGAGUCAUACACUCAGUUCAACACAAAGAGAGAUGACAUUAUUAAAGAAAUACUCAACUCCAAAGUAAUCAAGCCUCCUCGUAAAGCCGGCGCUUACCCAAAGUCCAAGACCGUUGAUAAAUCCAAAUAUUGCACCUUUCAUCAGAAGCACGGUCACACAACGGAUGAAUGUGUGAUCGCCAAAGAUCUCCUAGAGCGCCUCGCAAGACAAGGACACCUUGACAAGUUCAUUGUCGGGCGUAUGCAGAAGAAUACAAACUCGGCUUCCGACCUUGUGACAGCAAGUCCCUCAUCAAAAGAAAAAGAUAAGACACCAGCCCAACCCAGAGGAAUCAUCAAUUGUAUUUCAGGAGGAUAUGCGGGAGGUGGACAUACUAGCUCAGCACGGAAGAGAACUUAUCGGGCCAUGUUGGCCGUCACAGAUGCCCCUAAGGUUCCUCAGCUGCUCCAAGAUUUUCCAGAAAUGACUUUCGGAUCAACCGACUUUAAUCAUACCCAUGCUAAUUAUGACGAUCCAGUGGUGAUUUCUAUUUAG